Messenger RNA from Drosophila persimilis, 519 nucleotides. RefSeq lists its product as uncharacterized. NCBI's taxonomy places the organism in Eukaryota, Metazoa, Arthropoda, Insecta, Diptera, Drosophilidae. Bases 1 to 519 code for a protein of 172 amino acids. The transcript is spliced from 2 exons. The record is from RefSeq and is a predicted model, not a curated record.
AUGUUGAGUUUAUUCACCAUUACAACGCUGCUCUUCCUCCACCAGUGGGUGGGCACGCAGGCCACGGGCAAUUGCAGCUUUAACGAGAAGUACUUUGAUAACUUCACCCUGGCCAUCGUGAACAACACCAUGGAAUUGGACAUGGUGACGCCCAGGACGAUUCCGCGGGGCCUCAAGGCGCUCAUCGAUGUCCAGAUCAGCCUCGACAAGGGCAAGAGCUACCAGCGACUCUUCGCCCACGUCCUGGACACCUGCAGCAUUGUCUCGUCGGUGCGGACCAGCAUGUUCAAGAGCUGGUUCGAGAGCAUGCGCGAUCACGGCAACUUCAUGACCAACUGCCCCGUGCCCCCGGGCCACUACUUCCUCCGCAACUGGAGGCUGGACUCGCAGCUGGUGCCGCACUACCUGAUGCCCGGCGACUACCGCGUGUUGGCCCACUUCUUCUUUGGCAAGCAGAAGACCAAGCACGAGGACGUUGCCCUCGACAUGGACAUCUACGCGCUCGUGAGGAAAUCAUAG